GCACUUCACAGCUUGAAUAUGAUGUUUAUGACAACAUCUACUUAUUUACAAAUUACAGUAUAAUUUUUCUUUUCAGUCCUCAAAAUUUCUGGGGGGGGGCAACUGGGGGGGCAAAGCUUCUGAGUGGGGGGGCAAAUGCCCCCCCAUGCCCCCCCUUGGUGCCGCCACUGGUGUUGCCCCUAAUCAUGUGUGAUUGUUUUCUACUCACUGAAACACACUGCUUGGUUAAAAAAAAAAAUCAAAUGAUCAACCCAAAUUUUUGUUUGUAUGGCCUAUUAUAGUGUGUGAAAUGUACGUCCAAAUUUACGGAAUCACCUUAUUCGUAAAUUAUUGAUCAACAGUUUUACAAAAAAAAUGCAUCCUGGAUCAUUGUUUAUUGUUGGUAAAAUUUAUGUUAUAAACAAUUUUGCACCAUAAUGGAUUGUGAGGAAGGGAUGUGAAAAAAUUGGUUGUAAAUUGUGUUAUACAUUAUUGACUUUCCCCUUUCAGAGACUGCAAAUGCUAGAAGUGCAGUACCAGCAUCUGCAUUGCCUUCAGAGGCCCCGCCAUCAUCAUUAGACGAUCCAUCAGUCUGUGCUUUAAGAAGUCUAGCACCUGGUGCAUCGGCAGUAUCACCCUCUGCACUACCUUCAUCAUUGGAGUGUCCUCCAGGGAGUCAAGCAUCUGAUGCCCCUGCAGUAUCAGCCUCAUCGUUAACUUCGUCCAUGGAAGAUUCAGCUACGGUAUAUAUUCUCACUUAUUAAAUCCAAGUCCAACUCUUCCAUACAAUGUACAUUUAAACAAGGUACAGCCGUAUAGGGUUAAUAGCUAGUGAAAACUUGGUGCCACUUACAUGUAUGUGAGAAUUAACUUUAUGCCACGAAGAGAUGAUCAGUAUUAACUUUCUACCCGUUUGCUGUUGUCAGUGCUUGGAAUAUGGGUUAUGGUAAAAACAUGGCUGACCUCUAAAUACUGUACUUAAUUGGUUUGAAAAAAAGACUAAAGAGAUGGCAAAAUGUCCAGUUUUUGCUUACAGCUGUAUAAUUUUCACCUCAUGUAUUUUCUUUCAGUUAAUAGAGAGAUUCUUGCAAGCAACGCCAGCCGGUGAAGCAGUUCUUUCAGAAUACAAAGCGAAAAACAAGUUCAGAGAUACUACCCGAAAAAUCCUGGUGAAUCUGCUUGUGCACCACAUGAUGGAAAUGCAUGGGAAAACACCCAGCUCUGAAGUAAAAACAAAGUAUGCCCGUGGAGUCGUAAACUUGUUCCCGUCUCUUAAAGAUCCACACACCAUAGGAGGCCAUGAAGCUUUCUAUGAUGAGAAAAGGAACAUGGGCUUCCUGGUCUAUCGAAUCAAGAAUUUGAACAGAGGAACGUCGCGUACAUCAAAACGCAGUGCCAAUGAAGGAGCAACAGGUGGUCCAUUAUGCAAGAGGGCAACACAGGUACCAGAUGAAGACUUGCAUGAUAAAACAACAGAUGUCAACUGGUUGAAGCACACUCCAGCAGCUGAUGAUCCAGCUGUCAUGAAGCAGAUAAAGGAGAAGUGGAAAACAACAGCUGCUUUAAGACGGCAAAUGGUUGACGAAUCAAAAACAGCUGGAAAGAUCAUCAUGGAAUUUCCAAAAUUCUUGAAGGUACCUGGGUUGGUGGAGAUAGAUUUUGGUCUCCUGCUGCCCAACAACACUAACAAGUUUCUGGAACAGUGGCCAAGCAUGGUGAAGCCUAUUGUUGAGUUAGCAAGAGAGGCACCAGCUGAAACUACAGCAUCAUUGUUGAAGUUAAUGGAUGGGAAGCUGAAAGAGAUUGAUUCAGAGGAUUCAGACGAGGAUCAGGUCAUGGAAUCAGAGGACGAGUUGGACGUAAAAUCCAAAUCCCCACUUGCUGAUAGUCAAGGUUGGGAUGCCAGUACGCUAGAGAUUCUCAUACUGCUUUGUUUACUUCCACCAGUCAAUCAGGGGAGGAAGGGCUUGUCAAAGGUUUCAGUGCUCUCAGCAAUCGACCACCUACUACAAUUCCAAAAGAGUGGUGCCAGUCUUGAACAUUUUCUGGAGAGUAGGAAGAAUAAGCAGAUGCAGCCAUACUUGCUUGCAAGAGGAAUGUCCCAGGAGAGGAUAGAUCAAUUCUUUGUUAUUGUGGAUCACCUCGCAAUUCCCUGCUCCGACAUUAGCCCCAUCAGUGCUUUUGACACGCUCUUCAAGACGCAUUACGUAUUCGGGUUACAUUAUGCAAGGCCACUGCAUAAUUUCUGGACCUUCAUUCAAACCACUAUCUACAAUAUCGACCCCAAGACCACCAAUGAAUCACCAAGGGUACGGGAGCUGAGGUCCAAAUUAUCAAACUUUGGCAAGUAGAAGA
Molecule: messenger RNA, 2334 nt
Organism: Lytechinus variegatus (green sea urchin)
Lineage: Eukaryota; Metazoa; Echinodermata; Echinoidea; Temnopleuroida; Toxopneustidae
Exons: 6
Coding region: 987-2330 (447 amino acids)
Source: RefSeq, a predicted model, not a curated record